Molecule: messenger RNA, 1504 nt
Organism: Zootoca vivipara (common lizard)
Lineage: Eukaryota; Metazoa; Chordata; Lepidosauria; Squamata; Lacertidae
Gene: NPY5R
Product: neuropeptide Y receptor Y5
Biological process (GO): chemical synaptic transmission; G protein-coupled receptor signaling pathway
Cellular component (GO): neuron projection; plasma membrane
Molecular function (GO): neuropeptide binding; pancreatic polypeptide receptor activity; peptide YY receptor activity
Source: RefSeq, a predicted model, not a curated record
CAGGACUUCAGUAUGGAUAGAGACCUCAGAGACUACAGUAACAGGACACUUGCCACAGAGAACAACUCAGCCCCUUCCAAGGGUUCCCGUUUUCCUACCUGGGAAGACUAUAAAAACAGCGUAGAUGACAUACAGUACUUCCUGAUUGGGCUUUACACUCUCAUCAGCCUCGCUGGCUUCAUAGGAAACCUGCUGAUCCUCAUGGCUCUAUUGAAGUGCAAGCAAAAAACAAUAAUAAACUUCCUCAUUGGCAACUUAGCCUUUUCUGACAUACUAGUGGUGGUCUUUUGCUCUCCCUUCACCUUGACCUCAGUUCUACUUGAUCAGUGGAUGUUUGACGAAGUCAUGUGCCAUGUGAUGCCUUUCCUCCAAUGCGUGUCUGUCCUGCUGUCCACCUGGAUGCUGAUUUCCAUCGCUGUGGUCAGGUACCGUUUGAUCCGCCACCCUCUUUCUAGUCACCUGACGCUGAGACACGGCUGCUACCUCAUUUUCGCCAUCUGGGCUCUUGGUUUAGCCACUUGCUCCCCUCUGCUUGUUUUCCACAAGCUCGAAGAUCUCCACCUGGAAGCGCUGAAAAGCAAGAGCUUGUGUGUGGAGUCUUGGCCAUCUACUUGCUACAGGGUUGCAUUCACCAUUUCCUUGUCGCUCAUACAGUACAUUUUGCCUUUGGUUUGCCUCACCGUCAGUCACACCAGAGUCUGCAGGUCCGUAAGUUCCAGAUUGUCAGGCAAAGAAAACAAACUGGAAGAGAAUGAGAUGUUAAACCUAACGCUCCAUGCACCCAAGAGCCGGGGGCCUCAGGGACACUCUAGCUCCGAGAGGUGGAGUUAUACUUUGGUUAGGAAACAUCGGAGGAGGUACAGCAAAAAGACAGCUAGCGUGGUGCCAGCAAUAUUAAGGCACCAUCGGGGCAAUACUUCUGGGGAUCUCCCUGAAACAUCAGGGACGGAAAGAAGUCAGCUUUCAUCCAGCAAAUUCAUCCCAGGGAUUCCCAUCUGCUUUGAGGUGAAAGCAGAGAGUUCUGAAACACAGAAUGGGAUUACAAUAGCCCGGUCCGCCACUCGGAUUAGGAAAAGGUCUCGGAAGGUUUUCUGCCGACUGACGGUGCUGAUCUUAGUUUUUGCAGUCAGUUGGAUGCCUCUUCACGUUUUCCACAUUGUAACAGAUUUUAAUGGCAAUCUCAUCUCAAACAAGCAUUUUAAAUUGGUGUACUGUAUUUGUCAUUUGCUGGGCAUGAUGUCCUGCUGUUUAAAUCCCAUUCUAUAUGGAUUUCUUAAUAACAGCAUGAAAGCUGAUUUGAUGGCCCUUAUUCCAUGCUUACAAUUAUCAUAAAAAACUGCUGUAAAUGGAACGAUAAAAUGCAAAUUAUUAUGCUCGCAGGUUCAAACUGUGAAACAUAUAAUCUGACUGAGAGAAUGUGUUACGGAAAGUAUCUGCUGGCCAUUUAAUGUGACAAAGGCUAACUCGGUGGUUGGAUGAUUUGAUAGCACUUCUCAGUUUGUAG